Messenger RNA from Penicillium salamii, 678 nucleotides. Lineage: Eukaryota; Fungi; Ascomycota; Eurotiomycetes; Eurotiales; Aspergillaceae. The record is from the annotation of a GenBank genome assembly.
AUGAGCACUUCCGACAAAGAGACAGUGGCCCAAGUGCCUGCUACUGCCGGUCCAGUCCAAGACAAGGAAACCACAGCACCAACUACAGCAGAGACAAACCCACUUGCUGCAGAGGAAAGCACAGCAGAAGCAACAAGAUCUACUGAAGCUCCCUCGGUCAUCCCUUCCGCAUCACCUCCAACAUACGAAGAUACCCAAAAAGAGGCCGUCGCCGUGCCCCCAGCAGCCAUAAUCAACAAUGGGGACUCAAUUGAAGCCGCGCGCGCCCAACCAACAUACCCAACCUACGAUGAAAAACGAGCAAUGAACGAACAGGCCCAGGCCCCGGUCCCCGUAGACCCACGACUCGUACCCCUCGAGAAGCUGUACGAUGAACCCAAGCUGAUCAGCUGUCCAUUCUGCUGCCAGAAUGCCAUGACAAGAGUGAAUAAGGAGAGCACAGGCUCGACCUCAAUGGCGGCUCUCUGUUGCUGUCUCUUUGGUGGUAUCUGUUGUGCUUUCUUGCCUUAUUGUAUGCAGAUGUGUCAUGACUCGCAUCACUUUUGCACGAAUUGUGGGCAGAAGGUUGCGCUUGCGCCGCAUGAUGCGCCGGUUCAGGUAUUCUCGCCCAGCAAUCCAGGGAUGGUCACUGUGCCGCCGAAGCCUGUCCAGGCCCCUGAGGCUGUUUUGAAGAAUUAG